UGUGUGAAGUGCGCUUAAGAAGAAAGGAUGACUGGAUGCAAGUGUCAUAAAACAGCGUUGAAAUAGUGAUAAGUCGUUAAUGAAUGUUUUUUUUUUCUUCUUUUUCCCCUGCUUGCUCCCAGACUGAUUGUAUGAAAACGUCUCACUGAAGAGGCUUCACUGUCUGCGUGCUGCUGACGCACGGCACAGGUGCGCACCUUCUCAGCUUGUUUUCGUCAAAGGCUUCAAAGUUUCACCACUUACUGAAGACGACAUGGAAAAGUCCAAAAACUUCAGAAUCGACGCUCUCCUCGCCGAUGAGACUAACCGUGGCGGUCGAGACGUUUCCCCGGGCCUGAGCAGCGACAGCCCCGGGAGCAGCCCCGUCUCCUGCCACCGCGCCGACACACCAUCCCCGCGGAGCGCUCACCUUCAGACGGGAAUAAUCCCCAAACCGAGCGUCCUAAAUUUCCCGCACCCAGGCCUGGCUUCUCUGACACCGGGCGCCAUUCCCGGUAUGUACCCGGCACCGAUGUAUCCACUGAGCGCUCUGGGAGGGCAGCACCCAGCUUUCGCAUACACCGGCUUCACGCAGCUGGCACAGGGCUAUCCGGAGCACCUGAAGGCGGCUGCCAUGGCGGGAUCUCUGCCCCUGGAGCACUGGAUCCGAGCCGGGAUCAUGAUGCCGCGGAUGCCGGAUUACACCUCAGGCCCUCAGUCCGGCCUGUUGGGGAAAUGUCGCAGGCCUCGUACGGCCUUCACCAGCCAGCAGCUCCUGGAGCUGGAAAACCAGUUCAAACUGAACAAGUACCUGUCCAGACCCAAGCGCUUCGAGGUGGCCACGUCCCUGAUGCUGACCGAGACGCAGGUCAAGAUUUGGUUUCAGAACCGGAGGAUGAAGUGGAAGCGGAGCAGGAAAGCAAAGGAGCAAGCAUCCGCCUCCAGCAAGGCGGAGGGGGAGCAGCUUAGAGGUGGAGGAAAAUUAACCAGUGACAAAACAGACGAGGCCAGACGAGGUUUAAAUGUGGACGGCAGACGGGCAGGCUACGGGUUGGAGGACGGAGAGGAUGGGGAGGACGACGAGGUAGACGAAGAGGAAGAAGAAGAGGAGGAGGAGGAGGAGGACGGGAGCCAGCAUGGGUAUCGCAUCACCGUGAGCAACAAAGUUGAAAUAUCACGGUCCACAGACUUCUUGCAGCACCGGAGCAAGCUCGGCUACAACCCCCUCAGCCCGUUCUCUGAUGAUGAGCUGGAGGGGGUUCAGGUAGGAGGAGGAGAUCGGAAGAUUGGGGCAGGACUGUGAGGAGACCCCAGGAAGACCCCGAAUGUUACAGAGAUUCUACCAGGACAGCUGCUCAAAAAGCAGCUGCUUGUGUUUACUCUAAAAGACAGUUUCCAAUGCAGAAAAAUAAGUCUGUUUUCAUUUCCAUCAAAAAAGUAUUUUCUUUUUUCUUUUAAGAAACAAAUCCCACUAAUAAUUAACACAGCACAUUCUGGACUAAUUAGUAUCUGAAUAAAAUCAAUUUAUACACUGUAAACUUUGUAGCAUGCGAAAAAAUAAGCUUUUAUCAUCCUGCAGAUAUGCCAUUUAUUAUUUGGCAACAUCCUGUUUGUUAAACCUGCUGACAGCUGGAGCUCAACCCUGAUAAAAACAGGCUUUCUGUAAAUGAAGGAUGUAAAGACACUCUGAGGACAAACAGCUUGUGCUGCGUUCAAGAGCCACGAAGGUAAAACAGGUUGCAUGGUACUGCGACGUGAACGUCACGUGUUUUGAUGUAAAUAUCACUGUUUGUCUGUCAUUGCUAACGUUGAUGAAUCCGUUCCUGUCGCUGACAUGCAAGUGAAUGAGUUUAAUUUAUUUGAAUGGUUGCAAAGAUGAAUUAGAAUCGUAUUUAUGUCAAACGUGUCUGUGGUACAACUGUGAAAUAAAAAAAAGUGA
This is a messenger RNA of Poecilia reticulata (guppy), 1918 nucleotides long. It is a transcript of the gene mnx2b, whose product is annotated as motor neuron and pancreas homeobox 2b. NCBI's taxonomy places the organism in Eukaryota, Metazoa, Chordata, Actinopteri, Cyprinodontiformes, Poeciliidae. The record is from RefSeq and is a predicted model, not a curated record. Gene Ontology annotation, biological process: spinal cord motor neuron cell fate specification; regulation of DNA-templated transcription; central nervous system development. Gene Ontology annotation, cellular component: nucleus. Gene Ontology annotation, molecular function: sequence-specific double-stranded DNA binding; DNA-binding transcription factor activity, RNA polymerase II-specific.